UUACACGUGUUCUGUCAAUAUCUUCCAUUAUUGUUUUGGCCGUUGACAAUCACGUUUCAGACACAAGUUUUAUUAUUUAAUGUUGUUCAACUUUUCAAGUAAUUACUUUAAUAGGUACAAUGUUAAGAAGAAGAAAACUUCAAUUUAAUAAUGUUAAAAGUUUGGACGCCUUUCCAAAACUUGCUGAGCAUUAUACCAAACAAUCUGCUGUUGGUGGUACUUUUUCAGUGAUAAGCUUCUGUAUAAUUGUAUAUUUAACCAUUGCUGAAACAUGGUAUUUUCUAGAUAGUAAACUUAAAUUCAAAUUUGUACCAGAUACAGAGAUAAAUUCGAAAUUAAAGAUAAAUAUUGACAUAACUGUAGCAAUGCCAUGUGGACGUAUUGGUGCCGAUAUACUAGAUUCGACAAACCAGAAUUUUCAACAUUUUGAAAUUCUUAAAGAAGAAGAUACGUGGUGGGACCUAUCUCUAGAGCAACGCUCUCAUUUUGAUACCCUAAAAACAAUGAAUUCAUAUUUUCGAGAAGAAUAUCAUGCCAUUCACGAGCUUUUAUGGAAAUCUAAUCAAAUUGCAUUACACAGCGAAAUGCCAAAACGAUCUCUUCAACCUGAUUAUCCGCCAGAUGCUUGUCGCAUUUAUGGAAGUUUAAGUUUAAACAAAGUAUCUGGAAAUUUUCAUAUAAUUUCUGGAAAAUCAUUAUCCUUUCCUGGUGGUCACAUACAUAUUUCAUCAUUUCUUACAGAUAAAGAACAUAACUUUACUCAUAGAAUUAAUAGAUUUUCAUUUGGUGAGCCCAGUCCUGGUAUUAUUCAUCCAUUGGAAGGAGAAGAGAAAAUUACUAAUGAAAGUGCAAUUUUAUAUCAGUAUUUUAUAGAAGUAGUACCGACUGAUAUCGAUAUACUUUUACGUAAAACAAAAACAUUUCAAUAUAGUGUAAAAGACCAUCAAAGACCAAUUAACCAUCACAAAGGGUACCAUGGUAUUCCUGGUAUAUUUUUCAAAUAUGACACUAGUGCUUUGAAAAUAAAAGUUUUCCAAGAAAGAGAAUCAUUAUAUCAAUUUUUUAUAAAACUAUGUGCUACUGUAGGGGGCAUAUACGUUACCAGUGGUCUAAUUAAUAAUUUAGUACAAUUAUUCUGGAAAAUGUUCUUUUUGAAUCAUUCAAAAGUUGAAUCUACUUUAAAAACUUUGGAGAGUAUUGCUGACAAAGCAGGAACAUCCAAUUCUAUUAAUUUAUUACACGUUGCAACACCGGAAAUGGUUAAUAAUGUUAUAAUUAAACCACAAUAAAAGAUGAGUUACCAAAUAUAGUUUUUUAAUCAUUCACAACUAUUCAAUGAAUUUUACUCAUUUAAACCCGCACAAAGAAAAGAUGUAUAAUAUUUGAGCCAUCAACUAGACUUUUUAUUUGGCUCUAUAUAUUUGCGGUUUAAAAAGUCUGUAAAAUAUUAAUCAAUAUACAUGUGUGAAAAACAAUUUGUAUUGUUAAAAGGAUGAAAAAUAAAGUGCAUCUUUUAUAAA
This is a messenger RNA of Leptopilina heterotoma, 1520 nucleotides long. RefSeq names its product endoplasmic reticulum-Golgi intermediate compartment protein 2. The record is from RefSeq and is a predicted model, not a curated record. Lineage: Eukaryota; Metazoa; Arthropoda; Insecta; Hymenoptera; Figitidae. Gene Ontology annotation, cellular component: endoplasmic reticulum; membrane; COPII-coated ER to Golgi transport vesicle. The transcript is spliced from 5 exons. Gene Ontology annotation, biological process: retrograde vesicle-mediated transport, Golgi to endoplasmic reticulum; endoplasmic reticulum to Golgi vesicle-mediated transport. The coding region runs from base 120 to 1289 and encodes 389 amino acids.